AUGGAUGCCGUAGAGUCGCCCAAUACCACCUCCGAGUCGGGUACCCUCAGCCCAGCGCACUUUAUCCACUCACGCAAACGGAAGUACUCGGGCUCUACAGAUCGUCCCACACGCGAGUAUGGCUUGAUGCGAGACACGGGUCAGCAUGACACCGCUCGUUUCGUCGGCAGUGGCAGCGGCAUUCACUUUAUCCGGGGUGUUUACGUGAGGCUCGCCCGCAAGUCCGCACUCAGGACAUCCCAGUCUAACAACAUCAACGAUCUAGUCCCUGGGGAAGACGACCAGCUCCAUCAAGAGACAUCAUCCCGUGAUGGCCACGAGCAGAACCUCUGGCGAAGCUCUGAGCUGAUAUCAGAGCCCGAGGGCAAUGAACUCAACACCUCCUUUGAGCACCUUGUCGACUGGUCCAAAAGCUACUUUGAAGAAUGGCACCCGACACUUCCUUUCCUCCGCGCCCUAGAUGUGCUGAAACUCUUUGAGAAAGUCACUGCUGGUGGGGUGGCUGCCCUCAGCCAUCUCGAGCGCUCGAUCGUCAAGUCGAUACUGUCAAUCUCUCUAGCUGACAGCCGCCAAAAAGCUCCCUUUGCCCAGCCAGUUCCAGCGUCCCUCGUUUUUCGUACAGUCGAGGAGGCAAUGUCGGCGUCUCAAUUCGCCCUCUACCAACCGGCCUCGAUCCAAACUACACAAGCGGCACUUGCUAUCCAGCUUUUCCUUGUCUCCAUGCUGAGAUUGAACUCGGCAUCAAGGUUAGGCGGCUUGAUAGUUCGGAUGGCCUUCCACCUCGGCCUACAUCGGUGUCCGUUGAGAUACCCAUUUUUCACCAAAGAAGAGGCACAUUUGCGCCGACGCGUCUUUUGGUGCAUAUACUGCACGGAACGAUUUCUCUGCCAAGCCCUUGGCCUUCCCUUGGACAUCCGGGAUGACGACGUCGAUGUGUGUUAUCCAGGCGAAGAAAAGCACGGAACUCUUACCCACCCCGACGAUGACAGGCUGCAACUACUCACUUACCUUGUAAAGCACGCGCGCAUACGAGGGCUGAUUUUGGAGUUGAGGAACAAAUCAAUACACUCCCGGGAUGAUACCGCAGAUCGAGCUAGUUACGUUCAAGUAGAGCUGGCAAAAUGGUCAAACGAAAUCCACGACGCGGUUGAAGACGAGCAUACGCAUGAUGAAACCGCACCUCAACCACCAAUGUCUGCAAGACAUCGGAUUUUCUUGCUCCUGCUGAAAUACGAGUCAAUGAUAUCUCUCAACCGACCGAUGCUGACUUCCGAUCCCUCGAGUCCCGCGUACUCGACUGGCUUACAAAACUGCAUCUUUGCGGCGAAAUCCAUCUUCAUUGCCCUGAAAAGGCAUCAUAGCCAGAACAAGAUCCCAGAAGACCCUACGAGCGCCUGUUGGCUUGAGCCCUUGCUUCAGCCAUCAUUCACAUGGGCGGUGUGGAUCAGUGCCUUCAUUCUCAUAUAUGCUGGCUUUGAACGGCAACUACCUUUGUCAAGCGCGCUGAAACACGUUGAAUCAGGCAAGGAUAUUCUUCGUCAUAUCGCCUCUCGCGACACAUCCUGGCCCGAGUACUGUCUCUCAGCUGUCGAUGAGCUCACGGCUGCCGUAAGAGAACUGUCUGUACCGAAUAAUCUGCUCCAACGACAGCCGAGCACCAGCAAUCUAGCACCAAAUAGCCAUUUUCGAACAGACCUUGGGCAGACAGCACGACCAAGCAGUAGUUCCAACAUACCCAGAGGACUAAGAUCCGACUCAACCAAUACACAGCCGACUGGAUCCAGCCUACGAGCCCGAUUCUCCCCAUCUGUCGCCGCAUCCUCGGGUCGGCCAGAUGAUCAAGGCCUAGUCACACCGGACAAUACAAUUUGGUCACAGAACCGAGGCGACGGACUUUCAGGACCAGAAGACCAUUCUGGUAGAUGGCCCACCCAAGCCUCACCAGCAUCGGGCCCAUCGGUCAACGCGGCGUGGGCCGCUAGCACGCCCGGGACUCAGUCUGGCUUCCAGGCAGCUACGCAACAGGAGUCUCCCAAUUUUGACAGCCAGCAUUCCUACCUGCAUCUGAGUAUCACGUCGUUCCCCGCGAUGGAUACAUCUGAGAAUGCACCAGGCGAGGGCCAGGAGUUCAUGGUCUGGUAUGACCAGCUGUUUGCCAAUUCUUUUGGUGCCAUUGACAAUCCGUUCCUGUCUGCGGCACAAUUUGAUCCAUCUGUAGACCCUACGUGGUCGUAUCUUCGAUGA
This is a messenger RNA of Colletotrichum orchidophilum, 2244 nucleotides long. Its product is annotated as fungal specific transcription factor domain-containing protein. Gene Ontology annotation, molecular function: zinc ion binding; DNA binding. The transcript is spliced from 2 exons. Lineage: Eukaryota; Fungi; Ascomycota; Sordariomycetes; Glomerellales; Glomerellaceae. The record is from RefSeq and is a predicted model, not a curated record. Gene Ontology annotation, biological process: DNA-templated transcription. Bases 1 to 2244 code for a protein of 747 amino acids.